AGAGAACGCCAAUGUCUUCUACUUGUCUCCUUUUCUUCUCUAUAUAGUCUAUCACCUCCUUUUCUUUCUCUGUCUAAAAAUUCAGUUCACCUUGUUUUCUUCCUUGUUUUGAUCACAAGCUAGAAUUCUUUCGAUCGAUUUGGAUACUAGAAAGUUUCUGGCAAUAUGGGAUCAAGAAUACAAGCAUGUUCAGAUACUUCAAGCGAAGAAAAUGAUCGGCAACAAGUCAAAGAAGACGCAACCACCAUUACCACUAAUACCGCUAAACGUUCUUAUGAGUGCAGCUUCUGCAAGAGAGGAUUUACCAACGCGCAAGCUUUAGGUGGGCAUAUGAACAUACAUCGCAGAGAUCGAGCAAAGACGGCCAAGCAAGUUAUGUCUUCUUCUUCAUCAUCAAUUUCAAGCAAAACUAAUGAGGAACACACAAAACCUAAUUAUAUUGGGUCAAUUUCAAGUGAACCCAUGAAUUACUAUCAAGUUUUGGAGUCUCAAAAGAAUUAUCCAAUGUAUUUUCAACCAUCUGGGUCAUCUAGCCCUAGACAGGUGCCACAAGUUUAUUAUAAUUAUGGAAGUGAUGAUUUUCUUGUCCCACGAAAUAACAAGUCUUUGAGCAGGGAUGAAGAAUGUUGGGGUGCAAAUUUGAGCUUGCAGCUUGGGUCUAAUCAUUUACAAGAUAAUGGAAUGAAUAUGGAAGUUGCAAAAGAAGAUGAAGUGGAUUUGGAGCUUCGACUUGGUCAUGAUCGAUUAUAGAUCAUCUCUUCCUCUCUCUCUCUCUCUCUCUCU
Molecule: messenger RNA, 783 nt
Organism: Ricinus communis (castor bean)
Lineage: Eukaryota; Viridiplantae; Streptophyta; Magnoliopsida; Malpighiales; Euphorbiaceae
Product: transcriptional regulator SUPERMAN
Exons: 1
Coding region: 166-750 (194 amino acids)
Source: RefSeq, a predicted model, not a curated record